CCGUAGUCAGCGGCUAGGUUGUCACGGCCGCGCCCGUGCUAUCGCGUCAAAGCUUUCCGCAUUAAAGCUGCAGCAAUUGUAGUCAACAUUUAUUAUUAUACCCUUAAUGGGUUAAAAUGCUCUUUAAUUAAAUAUAGUUUAGGGUCCUAAGUGUAAACAGGGUCACAGGUUUUGACACAUGUGGCAGAACGGUAUAAAGUUCGAUUCCGCUUGGCACAAGCCAGGGUAAUUCGGUGUUUCGGAGUUCUUUGUGCGUCGAAAUGAUACGAGGUUGUGUUGUGAUGUGACGCGGGUACAGCGGGCGACAUGCGGCGCGCACAUCGCGGGGCGGCCGCGGCCGGCCUGGCCGCGCUAACUGCGCUCGCGACCUUACUGCUCUCUUGUCCAUCGACCUCCGCUGACCCGGACGUCUCUACUACUACGGAAUUCGAUUCUUCUAAACGCGGCACGAAGAUGUACGGGGACUCGUGCACGUCAAUAGACGAGUGCGGUUUCCAGCAUUCCAUCUGCGACGGAGAGAACUGCCGCUGCGACCCCACCAUGCCCAUCUCAAACGACUUUGAUAAAUGUGCAAAAGCUGCUGGCAUCAACGAAUCGUGUACAUUCAACCAGCAAUGCGAGGCGGCGGUGAUCAAGACGACCUGCCGCAACGAGCGCUGCGUCUGCAUGUACGAAAUGGUACCAGAGGUUACCGUCGGUGGCGCUAUCAUAUGUAAAUCCCAAAAGCAAGUAGAGGAAUCCACGCAGACUCUCGACCCGGCAAUGAUUGGUGUUCUCGUUGGCAUGGCUCUCAUGUUUGUGAUCAUCUGCGUUGUUCUUCGUCUGUUCAGCAGGGCCAGAUGGAGGGAGAACCGAACCAUCUUCAACACGCCCAACCCUCGGCUGAUGAAUGUAUCUUUGCUACGCGACUCCAAACUUCUUCAUGCUCAGGAUCGUCGUGGUUCCCGCGUCAGCAUGCGGCCCCCGUCACGCCAGGCAAGCCAACAGGAGCUAAGACCGCAUUCGCCAAGUCCUGCACGCCAUCACCAAAGCCAUCAGCUACACCGAAAACCCUCAGGAUCUCGGCGUGGGUCCAGGGCGAGUAGUGGACAUUCAGCAUCAUCGUUGAGGUCGGCAACACUUCGAUCGCCAACUGCUACCGGCCCAACAUCUGUUACAGUGGAAAUCCGAGUACCAGAUGCAUAAAUAACCUACAUUCUGCAAUUCAAACAUGCAGUAAUUA
This is a messenger RNA of Papilio machaon (common yellow swallowtail), 1222 nucleotides long. RefSeq lists its product as uncharacterized. NCBI's taxonomy places the organism in Eukaryota, Metazoa, Arthropoda, Insecta, Lepidoptera, Papilionidae. The record is from RefSeq and is a predicted model, not a curated record. The transcript has 9 exons. Bases 307 to 1185 code for a protein of 292 amino acids.